AUGGCUGCUCCUGUGCCUCCAGGGGCACCUAGACCCGGCAGUAACACACCGCAGCUCCCUCCCCCUAAUUACGUUCCUAACAUUAGGGGUACUCCUGAUACACUUGCUGAUAAUAUGCACAAUUUGAAUCUUAAUCGGCCUCCUAUGACCGCAAAUCCUGUUUCUAGACCUCCUCCAUUUGGUCAACCACCACCUUUUCCUUCUUCUGCCCUUUCACCGGGGAUCCCUGGCUCCUCACCUCCAUUUUCACGACCUGGACCACCUCCUGGAGCAAUGAUGAGGCCUGCAGGGCCUUCUACUGGACAGCCAUUGUCCACAUUUCCACCAAAUGUUGUCCCUGGAAGGCCUACUGGGCCACCUCCUGGUCAACCUCCAUCUUUUGUGUCAAGACCCCCUCCUAGUUCUCUUCCACCUACCAUGGGUAAUGUUGCUGCGCCUGUUUCUGGGGUUCCUCCUCCUACUGGUUCUCCACAAAUCCGUCCGCUUGUGCCACCUCAACCUUCUCCUGGUGCUCGUUCCAGUCCGAGUCCUUUUGCUUCACCACCAAUGAGUACUCCCCCAGUUAUAGGCCCUAUCAGUGCAUCGGGUAAUUUGAUGAAUAAUGGGCCGCCUGUAUUUUCUGCUGGGGCUUUGGCAGGUCCCCAACGUUUUCCCGUCGGCAGUGUGACACAACCCCCGGUUGGACCUCCACCAACCAUGAGAGCUCCUCCAGGUCCAGCUGUUCAACCCCAACCCCCCUACCCCAUGGCAUCUCAAGGAAUAUUGCAGCCUCCAAGUUCACCUUUUGGAGCACCUUCUUGGCAGAUGCAAUCCCAGCAGGUAGCCCCACCUCCUCCAGUUCCUGGUCCUUCACAACCUCCUCGGAUGUUUGGCAUGCCACCACCAUUGCCAAAUCAAUCUAUGACUACUACCAUAUCACCUGCUGUUGGUCAAACUGGAGCCCCAAUGGCAGGGCCUUCCAAAAUUGAUCCCAAUCAAAUUCCAAGACCUACUCCAGGUUCCUCUGUGAUUUUGCAUGAGACUCGUCAAGGCAACCAGGCAACUAUUCCUCCGGUACCUGCUACAAGUGAUUUCAUUGUAAGAGAUACAGGGAAUUGCAGUCCACGUUACAUGAAGUGCACAAUCAAUCAGAGGAGUAGUGGUAAGGUCCCUUUCACUGCUGAUCUUUUGUCAACAUCAGGAAUGCAGUUGGCUAUGCUAGUCCAACCCCUGGCCCUUCCACACCCAUCCGAGGAGCCCAUUCAAGUUGUUGAUUUUGGGGAGGGUGGUCCUGUUCGUUGCUCUCGUUGCAAGGCUUAUAUAAACCCCUUCAUGAAAUUCAUUGAUCAGGGAAGGCAUUUCGUCUGCAAUUUGUGUGAUCCAUCACCAACUAAAAAGGUUGAACAAUUCCGUAAUGCGACCACAGAAGAACAUGUACGAAAAUAUUCUGAUCAAGUAUACACAUGGCACACAUAUCAGGGGUUUAGUGAUGAAACACCACGGGACUACCACUGCAAUUUAGGCCCAGAUGGUCGGCGUAGAGAUGCUGAUGAAAGGCCUGAGCUGUGUAGAGGAACGGUUGAGUUUGUUGCUACAAAGGAAUUCAUGGUUCGUGAGCCAAUGCCUGCAGUGUACUUCUUUCUCAUUGAUGUAUCUAUGAAUGCUGUUCAAACUGGUGCAACAGCGGCAGCUUGCAGUGCCAUAAGUCAAGUUAUUUCAGAUCUUCCCGAGGGUCCUCGAACGUUUGUGGGAGUUGCAACUUUUGACUCAACAAUUCACUUCUACAACUUGAAACGGGCAUUGCAGCAGCCACUGAUGCUCAUUGUUCCUGAUGUCCAAGAUGUUUAUACUCCCUUGCAAACUGACGUAAUUGUUCCACUAUCUGAGGCAGCUUUCCUUGCAAUGAAGGACACUGGAGGAAAGCUAUUGGUUUUCCAGUCAGUCUUGCCAUCUAUAGGCAUUGGUGCCCUUUCUGCUCGGGAGGCUGAAGGUAGAACAAACAUCUCCGCAGGUGAAAAGGAAGCCCAUAAAUUACUGCAACCAGCUGAUAAAGCGUUCAAGGAACUGGCAGUUGAAUUUGCUGAGUAUCAGGUUUGUGUAGACGUGUUUGUGACUACUCAGACUUAUGUAGACAUUGCUUCCAUAUCUGUUAUCCCACGGACUACUGGUGGACAGGUCUAUUACUAUUACCCCUUCUCAGCUCUUUCUGAUACUGCAAAACUUUACAAUGAUCUUAGAUGGAACAUCACUAGGCCACAAGGUUUUGAGGCUGUAAUGCGUGUGAGGUGCAGUCAGGGUAUCCAAGUGCAGGAAUACUAUGGCAAUUUCUGUAAACGUAUCCCAACUGAUGUUGACUUACCUGGGAUUGACUGUGACAAAAAUUUCAUGGUAACUUUGAAACAUGAUGACAAGUUACAUGAUGGGUCAGAAUGUGCUUUUCAGUGUGCCCUUCUUUACACAACUCUAUAUGGCCAAAGAAGAAUACGUGUCAUAACCUUGUCUCUGCCUGUCACUAGUAUGCUCAGUAAUCUGUUCCGUGCAGCUGAUUUGGACACUCAAUUUUGCUGUUUCUUGAAACAGGCUGCUUAUGAGAUUCCUUCAAAGCCACUCCCAUUUGUUCGGGAACAAGUAACAAGCCUUUGCAUCAAUGCACUAUAUUCAUACCGUAAAUUUUGUGCUACGGUGUCCUCAUCUGGACAACUUAUUCUUCCUGAGGCUCUAAAGCUUUUGCCCCUGUAUACACUUGCAUUAACUAAGAGUACAGGGUUGCGAACGGAGGGGAAAAUAGAUGAACGGUCAUUUUGGAUAAAUUAUGUGUCCUCUAUCUCUGUUCCAUUGGCAAUACCACUUGUGUAUCCUAGGAUGGUGGCUAUCCAUGAUCUUGACUCAAAGGAAGAUGAAGAGUCUGUUAUUCCUCCGUUUCUUCCUCUUUCCAGUGAACACAUUAGUGAUGAUGGAAUAUAUCUUCUUGAAAAUGGUCAUGAUUGUUUGAUAUAUGUUGGAGGCUCUGUGAAUCCAGACAUUGUGAAGAAACUAUUUGGUGUUGUUACAAUUGACGAAGUCCCUACUCUGUUCGUAUUGCAGCAGUAUGACAAUCCACUAUCAAAGAAGUUAAAUGAAGUGGUUAAUGAGAUACGGCGGCAAAGAUGUUCCUACCUCCGGUUAAAGCUCUGCAGGAAAGGGGAUCCAUCAGGAAUGUUAUUCUUCUCAUAUAUGAUAGAAGACAAGAGCGCUGGUGGCUUCUCCUAUGUAGAGUUUCUUAUCCAUGUCCAUAGGCAAAUUCAAAAUAAAAUGACAUCAUAA
Messenger RNA from Sphenostylis stenocarpa, 3282 nucleotides. The record is from the annotation of a GenBank genome assembly. NCBI's taxonomy places the organism in Eukaryota, Viridiplantae, Streptophyta, Magnoliopsida, Fabales, Fabaceae.